Peniophora sp. CBMAI 1063 is the source of this 2928-nucleotide messenger RNA. Lineage: Eukaryota; Fungi; Basidiomycota; Agaricomycetes; Russulales; Peniophoraceae. The record is from the annotation of a GenBank genome assembly.
AUGCAGUCAAUACCUCAGCCUGCGGUCGACGAAGCGGAGCAGCUUGCCAGGCGCGGUAUGGAGUUAUACGAGCGCUUCGACCGUUAUGGCGAUAUCCAAGAUAUUGAGGACUCCAUUACGAAGUUGCACUUGGUCAACGAGCUCACGCCCAUACCCCACCCUCAGAAGCCCCUGCGGCUUGAAUCCCUCGGCAUAUCUCUGCGAGCGCGUUAUCUCCGCAUGGGACGGUCAGAGGACCUCGAGCUUGCGAUCAAUACCGCUCAACUUGCUCUCGACCUCACACCUGAAGGACACCCGCAUAUGCCCUUCCGACUCAACAAUCUCGCUGCUUACAUGAAUGAUCGUUAUACGCGUUACGGGGAUCCUGAAGACAUGGAGCGCGCAAUUGAGAACGAGGAACGAGCCCUUACAAUGACACCAGAGGGCCACGACAGUCUGCACUUACGAAUUUCGAAUUUUGCUGGGUCGCUCGUGGACCGAUAUAGACGACACGGCGAGCUUCAGGAUCUCGAGCGGUCGAUCACGCUUCGUCGACAGGCGCUCGAGCUCACGCCCGACGGGCAUCCUGCUAAGCCCAUGCGACUCGCUGACCUCGCCGUCUCUUUAGAACAUCGUUACGGACGACACGGCGAGCUCGAGGAUCUCGAGCAGUUGAUCGCGCUUCGUCAAGAGGCGCUUGAUCUCACGCCCGACGGACAUCCUGACAAGCUCGAGCGACUUGCCAACCUCGCCGUCUCUUUGCUCGCUCGUUACAGACGACACGGCGAACUUGAGGAUCUCGAGCGGUCAAUCACGCUCCGUCAACAGGCCCUCAAUCUCACGCCUGACGGCCAUCCUGACAACCCCAGGCGACUCGCCGCCCUCGCCGUCUCUUUCGGAGAACGUUACAGACGACACGGCGAGCUCGACGACCUCGAGCGCACCAUCGCGCUUCUUCAACAGGCGCUCGAUAUCACGCCCGCCGGGCAUCCUGACAAGCCCGAGCGACUCGCAAGCCUCGCCGUCUCUUUCGGAGACCGUUACCGUCGACACGGCGAGCUCGAAGAUCUCGAGAGGUCCGUCACACUGAAUCGUCAGGCAGCCGAUCUCGCGCCCGACGGGCAUCCCGACACAGUUGAGUGGCUAUAUGCUCUAGCUUAUUGGUUGAGGGUCCGGUUUUUGCGACAGCCGAGCAAGCCGGGUUUCGAGAGUACAGUGACAUGUUACAUGGAGUCCGCGAUGUUCCCACUGGGCAACCCCGUUGAACGCCUGAGAUCUGCGCUGGAAUGUGUUUCCUUUCUGUCACAAAGUCCCACAUUUGCCUCGUCGGAGUCUUUGCUAUCAGCACAUGCAUGCAUCUUCCAAAUUCUUCCCGAGGUUGUCUGGCUUGGAUAUGCUGUGGAUAGGCGCUACGAGGAGUCUGCAAAGCUGUGUAUCAUCAUCAAUCAAUCGGUGGCUACUGCGGUACGGUUGUUCUCAUUGCAUCAGGCAGUAGAAUGGCUCGAAGCAGGCAGAUCACUUGUCUGGUCUCAGAUCUUAUCUCUCCGCGCACCACUCGAUGAUCUACGGGAGCAAUACCCCGCGCUGGCUGACGAUUUGGACGAGAUCCUCUGCAAACUUCAGCGCUCAGUGCAUGCAUCUCGAUCUUCAAGUCGCACCUCGAGCGAUGCUACAGACAGCUCAUCGCCAUCGGUCACCGCCAACACCGCGGCGGACGAACAUCGCAUGCUUGUCAUCGAUUACAACAAGAUCUUGGCCGAUGUCCGCAAAUGCACCGGGUUCGAGAACUUCCUUCAGCCAUCGAAGUUUGAUGGUUUCUUGCCUGUGCUGAAGCACAUCGAUGGUCCUGUCGUGUUCAUCAACGUACACUCUUCCUCUUGUGAUGCUUUAGCUCUGUUUCCUAACGGAAACAUCGAGUGUAUUCCGCUCACGGCGUUGACGGAGGACGAGGCUCGUGGACUCGAGAAGGCAUGGAUAACCUCUCUUUAUUACGCCAACGCUCGAGAGCGAGGAGUCGUGUCAUGGGAGAGGAUCAGGCUCGUGGAUCGCAAGAACAGCCUCGGCCACGUCCUGGCGCGUCUAUGGGAACUGGUCGUUCACCCCAUUCUCGAAGCUCUCAAACUCAUACGCAACAUGUCAGAGACCACGGGUCGAUUGCCGCACGUCACAUGGUGCCCCACUGGCCCGCUCACUCGGCUCCCUCUCCACGCCGCAGGCAUCUACGAUGAGACGGAGGGUCUAGGACAACACGCAUUCGACCAUGUAGUCUCGUCGUAUACCCCAUCACUUUCCGCACUCCUCCGCUGCCAACAGGGCCCAAACGAUCUGUCACUGUAUCCCAAGGUCCUCGUCGUCACACAGCCCGCAACACCCGGCUAUGCACCUCUUGCCUGCACACAGAAUGAGCGGGCACGCUUGGCGACGGUCCUUCCCGACUGUGCGCGCACGUCAUUGGAUGACAAAGACGCGACCGUGGAGCGCACGCUUGAAGCGAUGUGCGAGCAUCCCUGGGUGCACCUCGCCUGCCACGGCUCGCAGAUGAUCGCAGAUCCACUGUCAAGCUCAUUCGCGCUGUACGAUGGGCCUGUGACCUUACAAGCUCUGAUGGGCACUGUGUCGAAGAACGCAGAGCUCGCGUUCCUAUCGGCCUGCCAGACCGCCGCCGGCGACGAGAAGAACCCCGAGGAGUCCGUCCACCUCGCGGCGGGAAUGUUGGCGGUCGGGUUCAAAGGUGUCAUCGCGACGAUGUGGUCGAUCUGGGACAAUGACGCGCCGAUCAUCGUCGAGGCAUACUACAAGAGGUUGCUGGAGAUCAGGAAGUCGGGAACGGUAGCGCCGGGGUAUACCGGGGCGGCGUAUGCGCUGCAUGAUGCGGUGAAGGUCUUGAGGGAUCAUGUUGGCGAGGAGAACUUUGUCAAGUGGGCUCCGUUCGUGCACUUUGGCGUUUAG